Molecule: messenger RNA, 1843 nt
Organism: Blepharisma stoltei
Lineage: Eukaryota; Ciliophora; Heterotrichea; Heterotrichida; Blepharismidae
Source: the annotation of a GenBank genome assembly
AUGGUUGAUCACAGUGUUUCAAUUGAAGACUUCACACUUCUUAAUCCAUUUAAUAAAUAACAAAAACCUUAGUCAAAACUUGGCCUCUUUUUUUAAAUAUAAAAUUAAUUCCAUAAUAACUGCUAUUAUAAAAUGCUUUAUAUAAAAAUCAAUUUUCAUAAAAUUCAAUCAUAGAGAGGAGAGAUUUAGUGUUAUCGGUAAAGGAUCAUACGGAAAAGUCCUUCUUGUCAGAAAAAACAACACUGGAGAAAUGCUGGCUAUGAAGAUGCUACGCAAAGAUUAUAUUGCCCGCAGAAACCAAGUCGAGCACACACGAACAGAGAGAAAUGUCUUAGAAAGAGUAAACCACCCUUAUAUCGUAAAGCUUAAAUAUGCAUUUCAAAGCCCAAAGAAGCUUUAUUUUGUAUUAGAGUAUUGCCCAGGAGGAGAGCUCUUUUUUCAUUUAUCCCGAGCACAACGUUUCGAUGAGCCUAGAGCAGUGUUUUACGCAGCUUGUAUGGUCUCAGCAAUCGAGCACCUUCAUUCCUUAAACAUAGUUUACCGAGAGUAACAAUUAUUUAGCCUUAAGCCAGAAAAUAUCUUAAUUGAUGCUGAAGGUUAUGCAAAAAUAACAGACUUUGGUCUGUCAAAAGAAAAUAUCGUCGAUAACUCAGGAGCCCAGUCUUUUUGUGGAACCCCUGAGUACCUUGCCCCUGAAAUUCUUGCUAACUCUCCAACAUUCGUUAGUGGGCAAAAUAUUUUAAUGAUCUUUUUUAAAACCCAAAAUUGUAAAUAUACCGUGAGCACGGUUUAGAUCGACCUGAGAAACCCCCUCUCACCCCAUCCCUUGGCUGUUUCAGCUUUAUUGAAAUCUACAAAUUGAAUUAGACUUGUCCAAUCCUAGUGAGGGACUUGUCAUUUUGAAUUAGCAAUUUCGUUCAAGCUGAAACCGUCAGGGGUGGGGGAGUUUCAGCCAUACCUGUUCUGAAGGUAUAUUUAAAAAAGGAGAGUAAGCAAGGCCAUGGGAAAGCUGUGGACUGGUGGAGCUUAGGUGCUUUAAUUUAUGAAAUGCUUACUCCCCCCCCUCUCCGUGAGUGAACAAAACCAUUAGAAAAAUCGCCAUUUUUUGACCAAAAACCCACCCUCCGUGAGUGAACAAAAAUUUUUUUAAUAGAAAAAUUUUUAAUGGAAAAAAGUAUUGAUAUAUAAGUGAUAAUUAGUAUAAUGAAAUCUAGAGCUAAUUCUGUUUAAUUUUAAACAAAUUGCGUUUUUAAACAUAAAGUUUUAUAAAUUAAAUUAAUAUUUGCUUCCCAAUUUUGCAAAUUAAGAUUUUUUUAAAUUUCGAAAAAUAAAAUUUUUAUAAAAUUUAUAUAUAUAAAUUUUUUUUAACAAAAAAAAAAAAACCCCCCUCCGUGAGUAAACAAAAUUUUUUUGUUCACUCACGGAGGGGGGGGGAGUUACAGGAUUGCCACCAUUCUAUACAAGAGAUAGAGAAAAACUUUUUAAUAGCAUUUUGCACGAGGAGAUUAAUUUCCCUGGCUAUUUGUCGAGCAAUGCAAAAGAUUUAUUGCUAAGGCUCUUUGUGAAAGAUCCAGCACAAAGGCUAGGGGGUGGAGCAAAUGAUAGUGAACCUAUUAAGGCACAUCCAUUUUUUGCGGCGAUUAAUUGGGGAGCAUUGCUGAGGAAAGAGAUCAGGCCACCGUUUGUGCCAAGUGUUAAUAGAGAUCAUGGAUUAGGCAAUUUUGAAGAAGAGUUCAAGAGAAUGCCAGCAGUUGACUCUCUUGGGAAAGAUGCAAGGCUAGGCGCUGCAAGCCCAACUUAUCAAGGGUUUAGCUAUGUUAACGAUGGGAUGCCAGAACAAUAG